UUUACUGGAGCCUCAGGUGUGUUCAAUAACGCGGCUCGUACGUCAUGACGAAGAUCCCCCGAAAUGAACCCAUGAAUAUUCUGUGAGCGUCUCACAAGAUGAAGCCUUUCCCGCGUAACGGAAAGGCAGAGGAAGAGGUGGAGAUGAUGUAGUGCGUGUGGGACGGGACAGUUAAGUUCUACGGGAAGCACUACAUCAAUUUAGUCAAACUUUGGGUAUUUUUCUUCCUGACUAGCCAUCCCUCCUACAGGUGAGAGGAAAGACGGGUGGGAACAAGGUUGGGAGUUGUCUUUUGGAGGAAAUCUUUUCCAGAAGCAGGAAAAUAACGAGUAUCACAUCUGGAUGUGUGGAAGAGACGGUUGAAUGGGAGAGAGAGCGCCACUCGUUCCUGCCCCCCCAGCCCCCCACCUCCUCUCCCCGCGAAGGGGAGAGCAAGUCUAAAUCAUGUUGCUUAUCAGUGCUGUUGUGCUGUGAUGUUGCUCAGGCAGAGCCCGGCAAAGAGCAGGAAGCCUUGCGGAUCGCCGCCCAGACCCGGCAUCGGCCCGGCCGCCCCAGAGCUGGAGAACCUGUCCCCGUCGCCCCCGCCUCGCGCCCCUCUCAGCGGGAUGUACCCCGAAGAGAGCCGGGGGUCCGGUGGGGUCGCCACAGUGGACUUCCUGGAGGGGACGUACGACUACGCCUCCCCGACUCCCGCCCAGACGCCGCUUUACAGCCACCCCAUGCCGGGCUACUACGCAGCCCCCCUGGACACCCACGGAUCGCCCUCGGACGGCAGCCUACAGUCGUUGGGCAGCGGGCCCACCAGCCCCCUUGUGUUUGUACCCACCAGCCCCCGACUCAGCCCCUUCAUGCACCCCCCCGGCCAUCACUAUCUGGAAACUACUUCAACUCCCAUCUACAGGUCCGGCGAGACGGUCAGUCAGCAGCAGGCGACCAGGGACGACCAGUGCGGCACGAGCGAGGAGGCGUACGUCCUGGGGGGCUCGGAGGCAGCAGCCGCUGCCGCCAUCGGGGUGUUUGAGAUGGCCAAGGAGACGCGCUUCUGUGCCGUGUGCAGCGACUACGCCUCCGGCUACCACUACGGGGUGUGGUCCUGCGAGGGAUGCAAGGCCUUCUUUAAGAGGAGCAUCCAAGGUCACAACGACUACGUGUGCCCGGCAACCAAUCAGUGCACUAUUGACAGGAAUCGCAGGAAGAGCUGCCAAGCGUGCCGACUAAGGAAGUGUUACGAAGUGGGCAUGAUGAAAGGAGGUGUGCGCAAAGACCGCGGUCGCGUAAUACGCCGUGACAAGCGGCGGACCACCGGCGCCAUGGAGAAGCUGACCAAGGAGAUGGAGCACAGAAAGGCAGCCCCCCAGGAAGUGCGGAAGCAGAGCGGGUGCGGGAUCGCCGGUGGGGGAAGAACCUCGGUAACGGACAUCCCUCCUGACCAGGUGCUCCUCCUGCUGCAGGGGGCCGAACCCCCGAUUUUAUGUUCUCGACAGAAGCUGAGCCGACCCUACACGGAGGUCACCAUGAUGACGCUGCUGACCAGCAUGGCCGACAAGGAGCUGGUCCACAUGAUCGCUUGGGCCAAGAAGCUGCCAGGCUUCCUCCAGCUGUCCCUGCACGACCAGGUGCAGCUGCUGGAGAGCUCGUGGCUGGAGGUGCUGAUGAUCGGCCUCGUCUGGAGGUCCGUCCACUGUCCAGGCAAGCUCAUCUUCGCUCAGGACCUCAUUCUGGACAGGAGCGAAGGCGACUGCGUGGAAGGCAUGGCGGAGAUCUUCGACAUGCUGCUGGCCACCGCCUCGCGUUUCCGCAUGCUCAGGCUCAAGCCCGAGGAGUUCGUCUGCCUCAAAGCGAUCAUCCUGCUCAACUCCGGCGCCUUCGCGUUCUGCACGGGCACCAUGGAGCCGCUGCACGACGGCGCGGCGGUGCAAGGCAUGCUGGACACCAUCACGGACGCCCUCAUACAUCACAUCGGCCAAUCGGGAUGCUCGCUGCAGCAGCAGGCCAGGCGCCAGGCCCAGCUGCUCCUCCUCCUCUCUCACAUCAGACACAUGAGUAACAAAGGCAUGGAACACCUCUACAGCAUGAAGUGCAAGAACAAAGUACCGCUGUACGACCUGCUGCUGGAGAUGCUGGACGCUCACCGCCUGCACCGUCCCGUCAGACCCCCCACGCAGAUCUGGCCCCAGGCGGAGAGAACGCCCCCCGGCGGCGGCGGCGGAAACGGCGCCGCCUCCAGUUCCGGAGGCCGCGGCGCCCAGGAGAGCCUGAGCAGGAGCCCCCCAUGUCCAGGCGUGCUGCAGUUCGGAGGGUCCCGGCCCGACUGCGCAGAAAUCCUGUGAGGCGGACAAAAGGAUGAGUGUUGCGCUGAAGGUCAUUUGAUGAAUAUUUAUACAUUUCUGGCAUCGCUCAAUGAUCUUUGACUUUUCCACUGUUGCUCACAUGGCUUCUUAAGUGCCAGCUGCACUGUAUGAAAUUCACGUUCUGUUUAUUCUUUUUUUUUUUUUUGUUCUUCUCCAUUUUCAUUGCCAUUCAACCAAAGUGCACUUCCUCUUAGCUUGAAGGGGCUACCGGGCAUUACUUUCAUUUCUUUGCAUAACAAGCUGUGAUUGAAAAACUUGUCGGCUCUUGACCCGCCAGCUGAGUACCAGCGCGUCUGACGUCUAACGUUCGCUACACUACUACCGGUUUGAUCAUAUUUGUAAACCGUAUAUUGAUCAUGAUUGAUAACUAUUUUGUGUUUCUGUCUGCCGUGUCGUUGGGGGAGGGUGGGGGUGGGGGGGGGAUACCAUCUGCAAGUUACACAGCUUCAAAUCCGAGCCAAACUGUCAUUGGGUAACUGUAGAUUUGUUCACUUGCACUUGUUUUGUAUUAAAUGUUGAUUAUUUCUGGUCCAAUUGUUGUUUUAUCACAAUUAUGUGCUGAAAAGUAUUCACUGAUGAAAAAAAAAUCCAUCUUUGGAAAUAAAUAUUUUGUCUGUAAACAUUUACUUGCAAAAUAAAUAAUUUU
Messenger RNA from Syngnathoides biaculeatus (alligator pipefish), 2997 nucleotides. It is a transcript of the gene esr1, whose product is annotated as estrogen receptor 1. Bases 474 to 2330 code for a protein of 618 amino acids. Lineage: Eukaryota; Metazoa; Chordata; Actinopteri; Syngnathiformes; Syngnathidae. Gene Ontology annotation, biological process: steroid hormone receptor signaling pathway; regulation of DNA-templated transcription. The record is from RefSeq and is a predicted model, not a curated record. The transcript has 9 exons. Gene Ontology annotation, cellular component: nucleus. Gene Ontology annotation, molecular function: steroid binding; sequence-specific DNA binding; DNA-binding transcription factor activity.